Messenger RNA from Dipodomys spectabilis (banner-tailed kangaroo rat), 863 nucleotides. It is a transcript of the gene Npm3, whose product is annotated as nucleophosmin/nucleoplasmin 3. Bases 28 to 558 code for a protein of 176 amino acids. Gene Ontology annotation, biological process: chromatin remodeling. Gene Ontology annotation, molecular function: histone binding; RNA binding; chromatin binding. The record is from RefSeq and is a predicted model, not a curated record. Gene Ontology annotation, cellular component: nucleolus; cytoplasm; nucleoplasm. Lineage: Eukaryota; Metazoa; Chordata; Mammalia; Rodentia; Heteromyidae. The transcript is spliced from 6 exons.
GGGCGUGGCCUGCAGACUCCUUACAGCAUGGCCGCCGGUGCUGCUGCUGCUUUAACGUUCCUGAGCCCGGAGAGCCGAGUCCGGGCCGGGGGUGUCAGGGGUCAGCGGAGCCCGGCCCCGGUCACCAUGGACAGUUUCUUCUUCGGCUGUGAGCUCUCGGGCCACACUCGCUCGUUCACCUUCAAAGUAGAAAAGGAGGAGGAUGCAGAGCACGUGUUGGCAUUAACUAUGCUCUGCCUCACCGAGGGGGCCAAGGACGAGUGUAAUGUGGUGGAAAUUGUGGCCCGGAACCAUGACCACCAGGAGAUUGCAGUACCUGUGGCCAAUCUCAAGUUGUCUUGCCAGCCCAUGCUCAGUCUGGAUGACUUUCAGCUUCAACCACCUGUGACUUUCCGGCUGAAGUCAGGCUCUGGCCCUGUACGGAUUACUGGUCGGCACCAGAUUGUUACUAUAAGCAAUGAUGUUUCUGAAGAUGAUGAGAGUGAAGAGGAAGAUGAAGAGGAGGAAGCUGAGUUGUCCCCUAUCCUUCCUGCCAAAAAGCAGAAGGGCAGGCCCUAGCUCUCUUUGGUCAAGUAUCUGCCUGCUACAUGUGCUACACACCACAUUCCUGGACAAGUGUGAAGAACUGUAAAUGUUUCUUCUUCAUUGCAGAGGAGAGUGUAGGUCAGGACUUGGGUGGAAGAGUGGGGAAUGGUGUUAGGAUGGCCAGGGCAAUCUCCAUACGGCCUUGGUCCCACACCAUGCCUAUCUCUCCACUCCUCACGAGCAUUGGAAGUCAGUAUUUGAAGACCAGAACGACAUAUUUUUAAACUUUUUACAUUUUUAGAUAAAUGUUUAAAUAAAGUACUGAUGGGGUUUUGCAA